AUGUUUGGGUUCUUGAUGCGACUAAUUGUUCAUGGACUCAGCUUGAUAUUGGUGGACAGCAACCGCAAGGGAGGUUUUCUCAUACUGCUGUUAUUACCGGCAACCGACAUUGCCAUUUACGGAGGUUAUGGAGAGGAUGAGCGCCCGCUAAAUGAGUUACUGAUUCUGCAGUUGGGGUCCGAGCACCCUAAUGGUCGGUACAACAUUUCAAUGUGUAAGAUUUUUGGCAAUCACUUGAUCCAAGAUAAGCAGAAGUUUUUGAAAGCAAGUGAAAAUUCACAAAAAAGCAUGGUUUCUAGUAAUGGAGUGCUUAAUCAGGGAUCUCAUGAAGCUGAAGCUGAAACAAAGAGCCCUCUCAUACGAGAUAAUAUGCAUGCGAAGAGAAGAAAAAUAGGGGAGAACAAAGUGUGGGAGAUUGAAUCUGAGGAAGAAGAGCAUUCUGGUGGGCAUGACACGAAUUUCUUGAAUGUGGAAUCCCCACGACAGCCAAAGACAGACCAAUUCCUUCGUGUCAUUCCACCUAUGAAAUGUGAUGCUCAAUUUAUUGGUUCAGAUCAGUGUCCAGUUGCCAGGCCAGUGUUCCCCUCUUUGAUUGGAGCAGAAGUUCACGGAGUUGUAGAUGGUGCGUCCGACUCCGGUUACUUAAUGACUGCCAACGUUAAUGGACAAAUUUUUCAGGGUGUCUUGUUUGCUCCAGUGACCGGAUUUGCAGUUCCAAGACCUCCUAUGUAUUCUCAAAGCUCACCUUUGGGAAGCCCCACCCUCGUUCCAAAACUAGUGCGGCUGCAGCUCAUGAUGUUCCUAUUCAUGUAA
Molecule: messenger RNA, 813 nt
Organism: Dioscorea cayenensis subsp. rotundata (Guinea yam)
Lineage: Eukaryota; Viridiplantae; Streptophyta; Magnoliopsida; Dioscoreales; Dioscoreaceae
Exons: 6
Coding region: 1-813 (270 amino acids)
Source: RefSeq, a predicted model, not a curated record